AGUCAUAUACACAGAAAAGGAAGAGGCCAAUUCGAUGUAAUUUAUAACAAAGAACGAGAAGGUUAUGCUUGGACUUGGUUUUCCUCUCAAAUUUGUUGGCCUCAUCAUGGAAUGCAUCACUUCAGCUUCAUCCUCUAUCUCUGUUAAUGGGAACAUACAUGGGUUCUUUAAGAGCAAGCGUGGCCUUCGGCAGGGUGACCCUAUGGCUCCUACUCUGUUCAUUUUCUGCAUUGAGUACCUGUCCAGGUUGCUCAACACCAAAACCAAGGAAGGACCCUUUCAUUUUCAUAAGAAUUGCUCAGAGUUGGGUAUAUCCCACUUGGCUUUUGCAGAUGACAUUAUGCUAUUUGCUAGAGGGGAUUUCUCUUCUGUUAAGGUUAUGAUGGAUGCCCUAGAUCAUUUCUCCAAGGUGUCUGGAUUAUGCCUCAACCCAACUAAAUCUAAUAUUUUUGUUGCUGGAAAGUAUAGGGAUGCUAGUCAGGAUAUCCUCCAAUUGGCUAACUUCCCUAGAGGUGAACUUCCUGUCAGGUAUCUGGGGCUGCCCUUAGCCUCCCAUCGUAUUUCAGGAUCUGAUUAUGCACCACUCUUCAUGAAAAUUGACACGUUCCUUGGGAAAUGGAGUACCUUGAAAAUUUCUUAUGCUGGCAAACUUGAGCUGAUUAGAGCAGUGAUUCAGGGGGUGGAAUCAUUUUGGCUCCAAGCCUUCCCAGUUCAGAAGACUGUGCUUAACCGUAUUACUACUCUAUGCAGAGACUUCCUGUGGGGCAGCAAGUUUGCUAAAGUGGCAUGGGUUGACAUUUGUAAACCCAGAAAUGAAGGGGGUCUAGGCUUGAGGGAUGCUGAAACCUGGAAUAAUGCUCUUCUGUGUAAAGCCUUAUGGAACAUUGCUGCGAAAAAGGAUUCACUUUGGGUGAUUUGGGUUCACACUGUUUAUUUGCGCAAUGAAUGUAUGUGGGUGUGGCAGCCCAGGAAGAGACACUCUGUCUUCUUUAAAAGGCUUGCCUAUGUGCGAGAGCUUUUGGUACAAAAGCUUGGUGACCAUAAUUCCUCUUUGGAAGUGGCUAUGCAACAGUUUUGUAUUGGCGAUAAUCUCUGUCCAAGUAAGGUUUAUGAUUUUCUUAGGGACAAGUCCAAUCCCAAGCCUUGGAUGGCUUUCAUAUGGCAUUCUCCAAUUCCUCCUAAGUGCUCCUUUACGAUGUGGCUAGCGCUUAGGGGGAGACUUCCUACCAAGACCAAUUUGGAAUUCCUUGGUCUUCCUAUGGAGUGUGAGCUUUGUGGAGAUGGAGUCGAGGACAUUAGCCACCUCUUCUUUGGAUGCUGUGUGUCAAAGCAAAUCUGGGGAGCCAUUAGGCAUUGGCUACGGAUUGAUGCCCAACUGACAACCUUGGACAGAGCCAUCAGGUGGUUGAGGACGGCUAGACGAGGAGAUCCUAUCUUGAAGAAGGCACGGAGGAUAGGGUUGGCUUGCACCGUAUUCCUAAUCUGGAAACAGCGUAAUGCCUUCCAUUUUGAGCGCAAGCCUCUUAAUAUUGAUGGUGUGAUUUGUAAUAUCAAGACUAUGGUUUAUUGUGUUUUAGGCCGUGUGUGGCCAAAUGUUUAUCUUACUUUUUAGUUUGGGUUAGCCUGCGUGCCUUGGUUUUGGGGUUGGUUUUCCCAUUUUAUGUAUGAGGGUGUCCCGUUGAGGUGCUUGAUGUAGUGG
Molecule: messenger RNA, 1699 nt
Organism: Cuscuta campestris
Lineage: Eukaryota; Viridiplantae; Streptophyta; Magnoliopsida; Solanales; Convolvulaceae
Source: the annotation of a GenBank genome assembly